Molecule: messenger RNA, 2393 nt
Organism: Leptidea sinapis
Lineage: Eukaryota; Metazoa; Arthropoda; Insecta; Lepidoptera; Pieridae
Product: nose resistant to fluoxetine protein 6-like
Exons: 14
Coding region: 397-2367 (656 amino acids)
Molecular function (GO): acyltransferase activity, transferring groups other than amino-acyl groups
Source: RefSeq, a predicted model, not a curated record
GACUCACGGCUCAGCCAUCGCUCCUCUGUAACGUGUUUCAAGGAAGGCAACGACCCGCUCAACGUCAUCAUACAGGUUGUGCAUGUCAGAUGCUCCCUCGGCUGUGCGGCCACUCAGAGUCAGCAGUAACUCCGCAGGGGCACACGAGUACCAGUAGAGCGCUGAGUAUUCUUAACAAGAGUACCUCGAUGACCUCGACCUUAACCGCCACAUCGUAGGCUCGCCCACCUCGCAGGUCAACACUCGCCACAAGUCCGGCGUAGCUUGCAACUGUCGCUCGUGGGUGUGUUACCAGAUUAUUGAACAAUAGCUGCUCUAAUCCCGAAGGUGGCAAGUGGCAGGUGUUGGUGAGGUGUCGAUGUGUGCCAGGUGUCCGUCGAGCAGGUGACGGGCGAAAUGCGCGCGGCCGCAGCGCUGCUCGUGCUGCUAGCCGCGGCCGGCCCGGGGCUGGCCGUUAUAUAUAACCUGAACCAGACUGAGUAUGACCGGAUGCCGCCCGUGUACCGGAUGGACAACUACAGCGAGUGCGUGGGGCGUACGAUGGCUCACUACUGCACCGUGCACUUCACGCUGGUGUCCGAUGCCCCGAGUGAGCUGCUGUUCAUGAUCCAGGAGUAUUCCUUAAAAUAUACAACACAUUUCAAUCACAGCGAUCUAAGAUAUGGUAUCUGUAUCAAAGAGAAAUGUCCCCGGUACAGUGGAAAUCAAAGUUUGGUCUCAGAGGAGCACCUUGAGGCAUGCCUCAACGAAACGUUCUGGAGCGAAUACAAGUUGCGUACCCGCGUGCAGUACGCCAGCUGUCACCGCGGCCACGACACCUACACCCAAGUAGACACCAGCGACGUGUUCACCGGACUCCUGGUGCUGUUCGUUCUGACGUCUAAUGUUGUCGGAAGCUUGUAUGACAUCCUCACAUCCCACGAGAAACAACAGGGUAAUAAUCUUCUGAUGUGCUUUUCUGUGAAGGAGAAUUGGAUACAACUGACGUCAACGAGUGAUCACUUUGGUGAAGAACUUAAACAAUUUAGAGCGAUAUACGGAAUAAGGGCUCUCGUGAUUGUAAGCAUCGUGUUCGGCCAUAUGAAUACUCCGUUCCAGCUUUUUGGAGACAACGUGCGAGGAAUGGAGGAGAUCUACCACGACCCAUUGCAGAUGAUUGUGUUUAGCGGCUCCCUGCUGGUACAGAUUUUCUUUGUGCUGGCUGGCUUCUUGUUGGCAUACAAGCUGCAGAAGCUAUUUGAGAAAACUACAGUGAGCUGGGAUUUUGUACCAAAAACAGUGUUCUUUAGGUGGUUGAGACUGACGCCGCCGUACGCCAUCCUGGUGGCGCUGAUGGCCACGUGGCUGAGGUUUACCAAGUCCGGACCGUUUUGGGAGGUGGACGCGGGUCUGGAGGUAGCGGACUGCCGGCGUCGCUGGUGGCUCAAUCUGCUCUACGUGAACAACUACGUGUACAAGUCGCAGUGCAUCCCACAGUCCUGGUACAUCGCGGCGGACAUGCAGCUGUGGAUACUCGGGCUAGUGGUGUGCCUGGUACUCAGGGGCUCCCGAUACAAGAAGUGGCUCCUGGGCGCUCUGGUCGCGGCUGGAGUCGCAAUCCCGGCGCUCCACACCUACUUCCAGGACCUGGAAGCCAUGCUACUAUUACAUCCAAGCGGGUGUCGCAGCUUCUUCAGCACAGAUCCGACAUACAAUGAGGUCUACAAGAGAGGUCACACGAACCUGGUCAGCUUCGCUAUCGGCCUGGCCACCGGCUACCUUGUCUACGACUGGCAGGAGAGGGACGUGCUGAUAGCCAACUAUGUGAGAUACCGGCUGCUGCACUGGCUCAUCAUCCCGCUUGGUGCGGCCUUCAUGUGGCUGGGCUCGGUGUUCUACCGGGACGCUCCUCGGGACCCACUGCUCGUCCGCACGGCCUUCGCAGCCGUGUGCAGGCCCGUCAUGGGCUUCCUGACCGCCGCUUUCAUUCUGGGGAUGAUCUUCAGAAUUGACCGAGGUCGGCGGCACAUCAAAGAGGAUCCGCAGGCGGAUACGAAGAAGGAACGAAAAUUUCAAAUGCAAGAACUUUUGCGAGCCAUAAUGGAGUGGAAGGGCUGGAUACUGCCGGGCAGACUGUCGUACUGCGUGUACCUGAUACACUACCCGCUCAUAAGACUGUAUGGCUCGACCAGGGUCGAUCUCAUCUAUACGUCGCCGCUGUCUAUUUACCUGACCACCGCCGUGGUGACGGUGGUGUCGUUCCUGGUGGCCGUGCCGCUGUCGCUGCUUGUGGAGCUGCCCUUCAUCAGAGUGGGGAAGCUGCUGGCCCGCAAGGAGACGCCACACGAGGAUGCCGUGCCUGACCACGUCUACAGCACACAUUUAUGAUAUUUAAAUAUAGUUUUUAAAAUCGA